Messenger RNA from Molossus molossus (Pallas's mastiff bat), 3102 nucleotides. It is a transcript of the gene ZBTB41, whose product is annotated as zinc finger and BTB domain containing 41. Gene Ontology annotation, molecular function: protein binding. NCBI's taxonomy places the organism in Eukaryota, Metazoa, Chordata, Mammalia, Chiroptera, Molossidae. The coding region runs from base 124 to 2853 and encodes 909 amino acids. The transcript has 10 exons. The record is from RefSeq and is a predicted model, not a curated record.
GCCCCUCCAGGAGCUGUUCCCCUCGACAAUCUAGUUGUUUGUGUUUGUUUUGUUUUGUUUUUUCUUUGACACCCUCCCUCAAGACACUUAUGACGCUUCUUGUGCCGAAACUGUUGUACUGCAAUGAAGAAAAGGAGAAGGGUGACUUCCAGUCUUGACGAGAAGAUCCACCUGGGCUACCAGAAAGAUUCCCCGCAAGGAAAUGUCACGGGGGCGCGUGACCCACUGACCUACGCCCACUGCGCGGAGCGCCGGCCGGCCGAAGCCCGCCACCGUCCCCAGGACCUGCCCCCGCCUUCGGACCAGAGGAAGCUCCUGAGUUCUUUGCAGUAUAAUAAGAAUUUGCUCAAGUAUUUGAACGAUGACAGGCAGAAGCAGCCCUCUUUCUGUGACCUGCUCAUCGUAGUGGAAGGGAAGGAGUUCAGUGCGCACAAGGUCGUCGUGGCCGUUGGCAGUAGCUACUUUCACGCGUGUCUGAGCAAGAACCCGAGCACGGAUGUGGUCACCCUGGAUCACGUCACCCACUCCGUCUUUCAGCACCUGCUCGAGUUUCUUUACACGUCCGAGUUUUUCGUGUACAAAUAUGAGAUACCCCUAGUUUUAGAGGCCGCGAAGUUUCUGGACAUCAUCGACGCCGUGAAGUUGCUCAAUAAUGAAAGCGUCGCCCCGUUCCAGGCCGAGCUAGCCGAGAAGUCACCCGAAGAAACCCUAAGCGAACUAACCGGAAAGCUAUCGAAUAAUCACCAGUGUAAAUUCUGUAGCAGACAUUUUUGUUACAAGAAGUCUUUAGAGAAUCACUUGGCCAAAACCCACAGGUCCCUUUUGUUAGGGAAGAAACAUGGGUUAAAAAUGCUGGAGAGAAGUUUUUCCGCGAGGAGAUCGAAGAGGAACCGGAAGUGCCCUGUGAAGUGUGACGACACCUCUGAUGAUGAGCAGGAAAGCGGCGAUGGGUCCGACCAUCUGAGCCAAGAACAUUUCAGUAAGGAGAAGUCCGACAGAAAUGAUUCUGAGGAUCCCGGCAGCGAAUAUAACGCCGAAGAAGAUGAGCUAGAGGAGGAAAUGUCAGAUGAGUGCUCAGACACCGAAGAACAAAGUGACAAGGAGCAACAGGACGCGGAGGAGGGACCCGAGGCCUGCGAGUCUGUAGGAAGCAUUCAUGGCGGGCUGACUCCCGUGGUCAUUCAGAACAGCAACAAAAAAAUCCUGCAGUGUCCUAAAUGCGAUAAAACCUUUGACCGGAUAGGGAAAUAUGAGAGCCACACACGUGUUCACACAGGUGAGAAGCCCUUUGAGUGUGAUAUUUGUCACCAGCGCUAUUCGACAAAGUCUAACCUAACUGUUCACAGAAAGAAGCACAGUAAUGAAACAGACUUUCAUAAGAAGGAGCACAAGUGCCCUUAUUGUAAUAAACUUCAUGCAAGCAAGAAGACCUUAGCCAAGCAUGUGAAGAGAUUUCAUCCUGAAAAUGCACAAGAAUUUAUUUCCAUUAAGAAGACUAAGAGUGAAAGUUGGAAAUGUGAUAUUUGCAAGAAAUCUUUUACUCGAAGACCUCACUUGGAGGAGCAUAUGAUUCUGCAUUCUCAAGACAAACCCUUCAAGUGUACCUAUUGUGAAGAACACUUCAAGUCACGAUUUGCACGGUUAAAGCAUCAGGAGAAGUUCCACCUGGGUCCUUUUCCAUGUGAUAUAUGCGGUCGCCAGUUUAAUGACACUGGGAAUUUGAAACGCCAUAUAGAAUGUACGCAUGGUGGAAAGAGAAAGUGGACUUGCUUUAUCUGUGGAAAAUCCGUUCGAGAGAGAACUACUUUGAAAGAACAUCUGAGGAUCCAUAGUGGAGAAAAGCCUCACCUUUGUAGUAUUUGUGGGCAGAGUUUUCGCCAUGGAAGUUCAUACAGACUCCACUUACGAGUGCAUCACGACGAUAAGAGAUAUGAGUGCGAUGAGUGUGGGAAAACAUUUAUCCGCCACGACCACCUCACGAAGCACAAGAAGAUACAUUCAGGUGAAAAGGCUCAUCAGUGUGAAGAAUGCGGAAAAUGUUUUGGCCGUAGGGAUCAUCUCACUGUUCAUUACAAAAGCGUACACCUUGGAGAGAAAGUCUGGCAAAAAUAUAAAGCCACCUUUCAUCAGUGUGAUGUUUGUAAGAAAAUUUUUAAAGGCAAAUCAAGUCUUGAAAUGCAUUUUCGGACGCAUUCAGGUGAAAAACCAUACAAAUGUCAGAUUUGCAAUCAGUCUUUUAGGAUUAAGAAAACCUUGACCAAACACCUGGUUAUUCAUUCUGAUGCCCGGCCUUUCAACUGUCAGCACUGUAACGCGACAUUUAAGCGGAAAGACAAGCUGAAGUACCACACUGACCACGUGCACGGCAUCAAGUCUCCCGAUGACCCCCUGAGUGCUCCCGAGGAGAAGCUCGUGGCCCUGCCAGCAGAGUGCUCUUCAGGGGACAAAAUCUUCCCGGCAGGAACGGAACAGUACAUGGAGCAGCCCAAAGUGUAUCAGACGGAGGCCAAGACGAUGCUGCAGAACGUGCCUGCCGAAGUGUGUGUCCCGGUGACGCUGGUUCCCGUUCAGAUGCCCGACACCCCCAGUGAUCUGGGGCGUCACAGCACCACACUCCCACCACCUUCGCAUGACAUCUUGUCGCCACAGCCACAGAUAACUGAGUACCCACGCGCGGCUGACUUAGCUUUUCUGGAAAAAUACACUCUGACUCCUCAGCCUGCAAAUAUAGUUCAUCCCGUCCGACCUGAGCAAAUGCUGGAUCCCAGGGAACAGUCUUACCUCGGAACAUUAUUGGGCCUCGAUAAUUCUACUGCUGUGCAAAACAUUUCCAGUACUGAGCAUCACUCGUGAGGAAAUCGACACGUUCCGCAGGCUGCGUGCGGUGGUCGCGUGCUGACGGCCUGGCGACGAGGCCUCGCAGUAGCAGGACUAACCGUCUCGUUCCCCAAGUGCUCAGAGCCGACUCGCAUCAGAAAACUGAGUAUCUGUUUCCUGAACAUAACGAGUAUUUGGACAUAUUUUGAGGUAUAAUAUUUGAAGUGAACAUUUUUGUGAUUUUAAAAGAUUAUUCAGUGCUAAUUUUUAAUGGUAUCUCAAACU